UGCUGCGAGCAGAAGCCGGGGCUGUCUCCCCGGUAACGGCGGAGGAUACCGGGCGGCUCACUGGGGCUGAGGCAGCCAUGACCCGGUGCCAGCAAUGGAGGUUGGGGCCGAGAUUGAAGUGACCGAAGAUGGCCUGUUGGAGGAGCUGCCACUGCGACUGGAGAAUGCUAAGAACUGCCUCUCAUGGGAAGGCCUGGAAGCCUCCAGCAGCGAUGACGACGGGGAGACCACCGCCCCCACCUCCCUGCCCCCCUUGCGCCCACCUCGGCCCUUGGCGCCAAACCUGCUGGCUCCCCCCUUCACCACAAAAUCCCUGCCUCUGGAGAACAUCAUUGUCCCCUUCCGCCCGGGGCCUGCUGCCGCCCCAGGGACCCAGGCGUUCGGGGCCUACCAGUGCCAGGAGUGCUGCCAGGUCUUCGUGGAGGAGUGGCACUACCUCCAGCACGCCCAGGAGCAUGCCCAGGAGCUGGCCCGGCUUCCCCGACCAGCCCUGCCCCACUCUCUGCCCCGGAGGAAGCAGCGCUGCCCUGAGUGUGGAAAGAGAUUCUCCCACCAGCCCCGCUUCACCAGACACGUCAAGUGGCACCUCAAGCUGGCACAGGCAGGCAUCCGGGUGCAGCGGAGACGGGGGGCCCGGCCUUGCUCCCUCACCUCCUACGUCUACCAGCUGCCAGGCGCCGGGAAGAACCAGGCAGGUUCUGGGGAUGUUCCCUGCCCGCCGCCCAGCUGGGAGGGUUCUCCCAGCCUCAGGAAGCAGCAGGGUGGGGCCUGCCCUGGCAGGCGUGUGGGACAGAGGAAGGAGCGUCAGAUGCCUGAGGCCCGGACAGCGAGCAAGGAGCAGGGCACAGAAGGGCCCAAAGGGACCCGGCAGCGUAGACCGACUCUGGGCCGGAAGUUCAGCCUGCCUAGGCCAGUUGGCAUGAGUCCUGCCCAGCCAAUGAACAUGGAGGACGAGGGGCGGGCGGCCAUCUUGGACAGCAAGGUUGUCAUGAGUCCUCCACAGCCAAUGAAUGGCCAGGUUAGCGGGAGCGUGCUUCAGGCGGCCAUCUUGGACAGCCAAAUUGGCGGGAGCACAUUUCAGGCAGCCAUCUUGGAUGGUCAGGUUGGUGGGAGCGCUCUCAGGACACUAGUCAUCAAUACUGAGGAGCAGGCGGCCAUCUUGGAUGGCCAGAUUGACGGGAGCCCUCUCAGGACGCUGGUCAUCAAUACCGAGGAGCAAGCGGCCAUCUUGGAGAACCUGAUUGGUGGGAGUCCCCCACCACCGGCGCACCUCAAGGAGGAGGCAGCCAUCUUGGCGAGCUUGGUGGGCGCCAGUCCUCUCCACUCUUUCCGGACCGUGGUGGUGGGAGCUGAGGAGCCGGUGGCCAUCUUGGAAGGCCAAGUUGGCGUGAGUCCCCUCCACCCCAUGCCCCUGCGGGCUGAGGAGCUCCCGCCUUCCUUGUUCUUGGAAGCCGAGCCCGGCCUCAGCACGGCUGUGGAUGCGGUGACCCUUCGCCUGGUUCCGUUGCUCCCUGACUCCCAGGGGCUCGUGCCGUGGGGCAACCAGAUGGUGGGGGAGCUUCCCGACGAGGCCGGAGACGCUCAGCCCACGGCUUUCCAGCUCACGGGCUACCUUCCGCCGCUCAACCAACAGUGCCGCCCCCCAGGCCCGCUCAAACUUCUNUGUGAGGUGCCGGGCUGGGAGCUAUAG
This is a messenger RNA of Chelonoidis abingdonii (Abingdon island giant tortoise), 1690 nucleotides long. NCBI's taxonomy places the organism in Eukaryota, Metazoa, Chordata, Testudines, Testudinidae. The record is from RefSeq and is a predicted model, not a curated record.